UGGGCCAUCAGCUUCUAUAUGCACACACAUAUUUCAAUGCUAGGGUUUGUAAACUAGGGUUUUGCAGCGACGAUACUAAAUUCUAUAUAUAAUAAGCCCCCUUCCUUCAAAGUGCUCGUCUGUGUUCCCCAUCAGGGUAAGUGAUUCUUACGCCAAGAGCUUUGGUUGAAGAAAAUUUCAGAAAGCUCAAUUUUUCAAAGAUGAGCCUACCAACGGAAGAGAAUGUUGGCAAGAAUGAAGAAGAAGAAUUUAACACUGGCCCAAUAUCAGUUCUGAUGAUGAGCGUUAAAAAUAACACACAGGUGCUCAUUAAUUGUCGUAACAACAGGAAGCUUCUUGGCCGUGUGAGAGCUUUUGAUCGACAUUGCAAUAUGGUUCUCGAAAAUGUUAGGGAGAUGUGGACUGAGGUUCCAAAGACUGGGAAAGGCAAGAAAAAAGGCCAUCCGGUGAACAAGGACAGGUUCAUUAGUAAGAUGUUCCUCCGCGGAGACUCUGUUAUCAUAGUUCUUAGGAACCCCAAGUGAAAAGCUAAAUUAAAAUUUUGACGUUCCUUGUGUAGGCAACUUGGGCAUCGUGAUUUCACCAUGUUAUCCGGCUCUACCAAGAACCAUUAUGGUUUUCUAUAGUAUUAUUGCGUAUUGACCUAUUAUUGUAAAAAGAUAGGUAAGCUUGUCGUAGCACUUAAUUUCUCAGAAGUUUCUCUUGCAAACGUUAUGAGGUAUGACAUUUCUGACAUCAACUUAAUCUGAUUUAUAGAUCUGAAAUUUUUCUGUC
This is a messenger RNA of Cornus florida, 774 nucleotides long. RefSeq lists its product as uncharacterized. Bases 201 to 524 code for a protein of 107 amino acids. Gene Ontology annotation, biological process: RNA splicing; spliceosomal snRNP assembly. Gene Ontology annotation, cellular component: U2 snRNP; precatalytic spliceosome; U4/U6 x U5 tri-snRNP complex. Gene Ontology annotation, molecular function: RNA binding. The record is from RefSeq and is a predicted model, not a curated record. Lineage: Eukaryota; Viridiplantae; Streptophyta; Magnoliopsida; Cornales; Cornaceae. The transcript is spliced from 6 exons.